ACAGCUGAUUCUUCUUCCAGUUUUCUGGAUCUGUCAACAUUUUGUUCGGCUUGGCCUUGGAGAACUACACAUCAUUCCACUCAUUUGAUCUCAAAAUCGUGACAGGAUUUUAGAUCGUUUUCCAUUAUGAGGGCUUGAUUCCUCAGUCAUCACAAGGCAGGCACCAUUGAGCCUUCUUAAACGACGGAAACAAGUGUUUUGUUGUUUCUCGCUGCACACAUCAGUAGCAAGGCCGGCCUUUGUCUCUAGUACAAAAAAGACCAAGAGCAUAAACAGUUGGACAAAGCCCUCUGUUCCGAGAGUGAACCGUUAGGUCAAGUGAAAAAGGCAGUGAAGAAAUGGCCCUCUAACUCAACAGAUCGCUUCUUGGAGCCAGAUUUUUGAUUACUAAACAAUGGCGGCUUUGAAUAAGGUCAAUCCGGAACCAGGGGCGAGUAGCUCUUCGGAACACUUUCAAAGAAGAAGAGAUCAUUCCCCAGAUAGACCCAAGAAGAUCAACGAUUACUUUGAAGAACCAGAUUAUGGGGUUGGGGUCGCUUACGACCCCAAAUUUCAGGGACCAGUCAGGAAUCGAAAAUGCACGGACAUCAUAUGUCUGGUGUUAUUUUUCGUUUUCCUUGGCGCUUGGGGAGUUGUCGCUUAUUUUGCUGUUCAAAGAGGAGACAUAGAAAGAAUAAUAUAUCCUACGGAUUCCAAGGGCCAGAUAUGUGGCAGGGGGGAAUUGCAAAACCGUCCCCUUUUGCUAUUUUUCGACUUGACUAAAUGCCUCAAUCCGGCAGUUCUGGCCAUUGGAUGUCCAACCACCCAAGUGUGUGUUAGCGCUUGCCCAACUGAACAAUAUUCAGGGUACGGCGCAAGCCUUGCACCGGCUGCAAAUAAGAAUCAGGAUCAUAUUAAAGAAAAAAUGCGUCCGUUUUGUCAAAGACUAUCCAAACUAGAAUGGGAUUCCAUGACUCCGGCCAAACUCAUAGAGCUAAACCAUUGUCCGGCGUGGACUUUACCCAGCACAUCUGUCCUUGGCCGUUGCCUCCCUACGAUUGUGAGCACAGAAAACAAGAACAACAAUCCGAAUGCAACUGUCUUUGAUGAGAAUGAAAAUCCUGGCGGAAAGCCCAUUAACCAGGCCACCGUGUCUAGUGCCGUGACAGCUCUUGGUGCCUUUUUACAAGUCCGAGGCUUUGGUGAGCGGAUCUUCACGGACAUUUCUGCUACGUGGUGGAUGAUUUGUGUGGCUUUGUUAGUGGCUGCCAUCACUUCUUUUUUCUGGAUUAUACUCAUGCGAUUCUUCACUCGUAUCAUGAUCUGGACUUCCAUUGGACUGGUAUUCACGCUCUUUGGAGGGCUUUUUGGCUACACAUUGUACAAGUAUAUCGUCAUCAAGGAUCAACCCACGGCUCAAGGGAACAUUUUCCAGGUCAAUUUCACUCCCGAUUAUGGUAAAGACGUCCUGGCUUUGGCGAAUACUUGGCUCGCGUUUUGUAUCAUCUGCGGCAUCAUCUUUUUGAUCAUCUUUCUGCUUUUGAUAGCCUUACGGCAAAGAAUUCUUAUCGCAAUCGAGCUCAUAGAGCAAGGAUCAAGGGCUGUGGGGCAGAUGUUUUCCACAUUGUUCUUCCCACUUGGACCCUUUUGCUUUCAAAUCGUGGUGGUGCUCUUUUUUGCGGGCGUGGCCGUGUAUCUGUCAUCAGCCGGUGAACCUGAAUACCGCAUAUCAUACCCUCUAAAAAAAGACGCAUUCUCUAGAGAUGCCAUGGCCAUGACCGCGCCCUGCGACCACAGUUGCCAGAAUCCAGAUACGAACAAGCCGUUCAACAUAUCCGACAUCUGCGACCCAAAGCACUUCAAGGAGUCGUGUCAAUGUACUGAGAUUGAAUGCCAAUUCACCAUGUAUACUAAGCCGUCGGGUACUUCCUGGAUGGUUUGGUUUAAUCUAUUCGGCUUCUAUUGGGGAAUGUUCUUUGUGGCCGCCUUUUCAGAACUGACCUUGGCCGGAGUAUUCGCCACGUGGUAUUGGACUUGGAAUAAGAAAGACGUCCCAAUGUUCGUCUUGCCGCGGUUUUUCGGCAUCGUCAUUUUCUAUCAUUUGGGCACGGUGGCCUUUGGCUCGCUGAUUAUCGCCAUAAUCCGGAUGAUCCGGACCGUAGUGAGUUACAUCGAGUCCAAGUUAAAGGCGUACAAUAACGACUUGGUGAAAUGUCUCAUUUGCGUUUGCAAGUGUUGCUUGUACUGCUUGGAAAAGUUCAUGAAGUUCAUCAAUCGCAACGCUUACAUCAUGUGCGCCAUCAAGAGUACCAAUUUCUGCACGUCUGCUAAAGAUGCAUUCAAUCUCCUGAUGCGGAAUUUAGUACGGGUCGUCGUCUUGAACAAAGUUGUGGAGUUCCUGUUGUUCUUAGGAAAGCUAGUCGUCACAACGGGCGUGGGCUGUCUGGCUUAUUUCACUUUCACUGGUGGCAUCACUGUCAUAAAGGAUGAUAUCCCUACGCUUAAUUACUUUCAAACGCCUAUAGUCAUUAUCGUCAUAGGGACAUAUUUCAUUUCGUCGUCCUUUUUCAGCGUGUAUUCAAUGGCUGUCGACACGUUGUUCUUGUGCUUUUUAGAAGAUCUUGAACGAAAUGAUGGCAGUCCGGAGAAACCAUAUUAUAUGUCUCGAGGUCUGCAAAAAGUGAUAGGAAAGAUGAAUAAGAUAAAGAAUCGAUAAUUCUGUGAUUAACUGCAUCUCUAAUUGAUUUCUCAAAUAUUUUUAUUUUUACAUUUCUAUGACUAAAUACAUUUUAUGAUCAAUCCA
Messenger RNA from Tigriopus californicus, 2782 nucleotides. RefSeq names its product choline transporter-like protein 2. The record is from RefSeq and is a predicted model, not a curated record. NCBI's taxonomy places the organism in Eukaryota, Metazoa, Arthropoda, Copepoda, Harpacticoida, Harpacticidae. Bases 395 to 2695 code for a protein of 766 amino acids. Gene Ontology annotation, molecular function: transmembrane transporter activity. Gene Ontology annotation, biological process: transmembrane transport. Gene Ontology annotation, cellular component: membrane. The transcript has 4 exons.